Gastrolobium bilobum is the source of this 2412-nucleotide messenger RNA. RefSeq names its product cysteine-rich receptor-like protein kinase 44. The coding region runs from base 9 to 2066 and encodes 685 amino acids. NCBI's taxonomy places the organism in Eukaryota, Viridiplantae, Streptophyta, Magnoliopsida, Fabales, Fabaceae. The transcript is spliced from 7 exons. Gene Ontology annotation, molecular function: ATP binding; protein kinase activity. Gene Ontology annotation, biological process: protein phosphorylation. The record is from RefSeq and is a predicted model, not a curated record.
CAACAAAAAUGGCAGUUCUUUCUUUAAGGUUACUUUCCUUUCUCUGUUGUCUCAUUGUCAUAAUCAUUUUCAUAUCUCAAGCCAGCGCUGAUGAAAGUUCACAAAUAUACCAAUACUUCUGUGGUUUUAAUAACAAGGGUAACUACACGGCCAAUAGCACCUAUCACACGAACCUCAACACCCUUUUGUCCAAUCUCACUCCCAACACAGAAAUUGACUACGGUUUCUACAAUUUGUCAUAUGGACAAAACAAUGACAAAGUAAACGCUAUUGGGUUGUGCAGAGGAGAUAUUAAGUCAGAUGCUUGCCGAGGUUGUCUCAAAGAUUCCAUAGCCAAUCUGACACAGCUCUGUCCAAACCAGAAGGAAGCAAUUGGUUGGUAUGAGGAUGAGAAAUGCAUGUUGCGUUACUCAGACCGCUCAAUAUUUGACACCAUGGAAACUGGACCUGCGUAUUUUGUGUGGAACUUACAGAAUGCAACAGAGGUGGACCAGUUCAAUAAGGUGCUCAAGAACUUGCUCGAAAGCCUAAGAAGCAAAGCUACAUCAGGUGACUCUCGUCGUAAAUAUGCUACGGAUAACGCAGCUGCCUCAAAUAAUCAAAUCAUAUAUGGUCUUGCUCAAUGCACGCCUGAUUUGUCUGCUUUACAGUGUGAUAACUGCUUGGUCCAGUCUAUCGCAGAAUUCCCAAAUUGUUGUAAUAACAGGAUAGGUGCCAGAGUUAUUAGACCCAGUUGUAGUUUGAGAUACGAAAUAUCUCGCUUCUAUGAGUUGACACCAGAUACACCGUCACCAUCACCGUCACCGCUUCCAUCGCUGCCACCUCCUCCGUCCACUUCUAAAACUUCCGUGCAAGGAAAGAGCAACACAACUGUCAUCGCCAUAACAGUACCAAUUGCUGUUGUUGUUGUGGUGCUCAUUUUUAUCUGUAUCUAUUUUAGAGCGAGGAAGCCAACGAAGAAGUAUAAAAGUAAGUCCAAAGAAGAAGAUGAUGAAGAUGAUGAUGAUAUUGAAAUUUCUGAGUCAUUGCAAUUCAACUUUAACACCAUUCGAGAUGCUACGAAUGACUUUUCUGAUUCUAAUAAACUCGGACAAGGCGGAUUUGGGGCUGUUUACAGGGGUAGUCUCUCCGAUGGACAAGAAAUUGCUGUCAAAAGGUUGUCCAAGGAUUCUGGCCAAGGAGAUCUAGAAUUCAAGAAUGAAGUGCUUUUAGUGGCUAAGCUCCAACAUCGAAAUUUAGUAAGACUACUUGGUUUCUGUCUGGAAGGAAAAGAAAGGCUACUUGUCUAUGAAUUUGUUCCUAAUAAAAGCCUUGAUUACUUCAUAUUUGAUCAAACCAAGAGAGCACAAUUAAAUUGGGAGAGCCGCUACAAAAUCAUUGCUGGUAUUGCUCGAGGCAUUCUUUACCUUCAUGAGGAUUCUCGACUGCGCAUUAUCCAUCGUGAUCUCAAAGCAAGUAACAUUCUCUUAGAUGGAGAGAUGAGUCCCAAGAUAUCCGAUUUUGGCAUGGCAAGACUGUUUAUUGUGGACCAAACUCAUGGAGAUACAAAUAGAAUUGUUGGAACCUAUGGAUAUAUGGCACCUGAGUAUGCAAUGCAUGGACAGUUUUCAGUGAAGUCAGAUGUCUUUAGUUUUGGUGUACUGGUUCUUGAGAUUGUGAGUGGCCAGAAAAAUUGCAGCAUUGGUCAAGGGGAGAAUAUAGAGGAUCUACUGAGCCUUGCAUGGAGAAAUUGGAGGGACGGAUCAGCCACAAAUAUUAUAGAUCCCAUGUUAAACAAUGAUUCACGAAAUGAAAUAAUGAGAUGCAUCCACAUUGGGUUACUUUGUGUUCAAGAAAAUGUAGCUAGCAGACCAACCAUGGCUUCCGUUGUACUGAUGCUUAAUAGUUAUUCUGUCACUCUGUCGCUACCUUCAGAACCUGCAUUUUAUGUGGAUAGUAGAACUGGAAACCUUCCAGACAUGUCAUGGGAGUAUAAUUCAGGGGCAACAAGAUCAAGCGAAUCCACAACUAAAUCAGCUCAAGCAUCGGUCGACGAGGCUCCAAUUACUGAGCUACAUACUCGCUAGUUUUUUUUUUUUUUUUAAUCAUAGUGAUGAUAUUCAUAAACAACGUGGAUUUAGAGUAAACAAUACCAUCUUGGUAGGGCAAUGGAGUUGAGUGGGUGGGGAAGGAUCUCGGUUCGAUUCCCACCAAUACUAUUUUGGGAAGGUUAUAAAAUCUUAAUCCUCGACUUGUCCAGUAUUUGAGACUAAUUUCAUAGCAGGCUCAAAGAAUCAAAACUUGUGUGGAAAUCCAAGAGAGCACACUCGUCUCAAAGAGGUAAUUAAGGUUGGUCUCAAAGAGGUAAUUAAGGUUGGAAUAAAAAGAAAGAAAACAAAUUCAAUUCUUCAACGAAAAUACAAAGUCUUGGAA